AUGUCGGCACGGAAACCAUACCAUUUCGGACUGCUACACGCAAGGUGCACGAAGUAUACGAAGCCGGUUGAAUAUGACCGCAUCUGCGAUAAUAUUACGACCAAAGACAUGAACGUGUUCCUGCAGUUCGGGGACAACGUGUUCUCGGCCCGGUGCUGGAGGGGGGUAGCACACGACGAGGCCAGGGGGGCCGAUGUGGGGGUCGUCAUACCCUCGAUAGAGGUGUGGCACAACAGCAGCAACACCACCCUCAUGGCCUCCUGCCACACUGUCGUCAAAAAUGGCACUACCGUCAGGUAA
Molecule: messenger RNA, 300 nt
Organism: Nezara viridula (southern green stink bug)
Lineage: Eukaryota; Metazoa; Arthropoda; Insecta; Hemiptera; Pentatomidae
Source: the annotation of a GenBank genome assembly